AUGUCAAUCUCAGUAUCAGUCUUAACACUGAGCGCCAUCGCCGUGGAAAGAUAUUACGCCAUUUGCCAUCCACUGAAGUUCCAGGCAACCAUCAAACGAACGAAACUGUUCAUUCUUCUCAUCUGGAUUGUCUCUAUAAUUGUGGCUAUGCCAGAAUACAUUACGGUUGACACUUUCAGAACAACAAAACUAGAAACCCAUUUGUUCAUGGCCUGUGCUUCGAUUAUAAGUGAAAGACUGCGUGCCAUCUUUCAAACCAUCAUCCUCAUUUUUUUAUUUCUUCUGCCAUUGUUCUUGAUUGGAAUUGCCUACGUGAAAAUAGCGUUGAACCUGUGGAGAGGAACGGAUGGGAUUGAGUGCUCAUUGGAAAUGAAGCAGAAGGAGACGAAAUCAUCGAAGCAGCGCUGCCGCUUGUUGUCCAAAUGUGCGUCAGAAAAAUAUGAGAACGAUUACAAUGACAGGAUGCCGGAAAUUACGAGGAACAGCAUAAUGACGUCAUCAUUUCAUCAAGAACACAACAUUAAUAACAACAUCAUCACCACCAACAACGUCAACAAGAUGGAUAACUACGACAUUACAAACACUAUCGGUGGUGCAGACUGCAACAGCAAAACAACGUCAUGUUUUUCAAAGAAUUCUCCUAAGCUGAGUUGGAAACCAAACUUGAACAAGAUCAUUUUCAAGAAAUCUUCAAAACUGACUCAGCAAGAUGCACUGAACAAUCCUAACGAACAUUCCACCGGGAAAGAUUUUAGUACAUCGUAUGAAACAAGCAACAUUGAUGCAACAUCACGCUCACAACAAUUCAAACCAGCCAACUUUGCGGCUACGGUAGCAUCAACUCACAACACAUCAACCAACAACAACAUCCACGGCAAAAUGAACAACAAAAACUGCGCUAAAAACGCUAAUGACAAUUCUUCCUGUGACGCAAGCCACCGCAGCAUAGGAACGCACUGCAUGAACAGCAGUUCCAAAAACCAGCUGAUGUCGAGAAGAAAAGUAGCGAAGAUGCUCAUCAGCGUCGUCGUCAUGUUCUUCGUUUGCUACUUGCCAAUUCAAGUCUACAAUAUUCUCAGAUACGCUAUGAGAAGUUCUGUGAUUCUGAACAGAUCUGAACUUCCAAUGGUGGCCCAGUGGCUCUGCUACUUCAACAGUUGCGUCAACCCCCUCAUCUACAACUUCAUGAGUGGCAAGUUCAGGAAGGCAUUCAAACGUGUGCUGACGUGUAACAGGUCCACACCGAGAAACCCAAUGCUUGUGCUCAGGAAGAAUGCUACUUCGAGAACCGCCCCCAGUGAUGCUGUUAACACCAACAUCAAUAGAAAUAACAUCAACAACAACAACAACAAAAACAACAUUAAUGCUAAUAAUAACAUCAAAAAUAUUAAUGUUAAUGUCGAUAAUGUUGUCCUUAAUGUAACGCCUGACAACAGGUCCAACAUCGGCGACGAUGACACUAAUGUAAUAGUGGCUGAUAUCCGACAAAAUGGCUUCAACGCCGAUUAUGAUGAAGAAUUUGUUAGUAAUUAA
This is a messenger RNA of Helobdella robusta, 1533 nucleotides long. RefSeq lists its product as hypothetical. The transcript has 4 exons. Gene Ontology annotation, cellular component: membrane. Gene Ontology annotation, biological process: G protein-coupled receptor signaling pathway. Lineage: Eukaryota; Metazoa; Annelida; Clitellata; Rhynchobdellida; Glossiphoniidae. The record is from RefSeq and is a predicted model, not a curated record. The coding region runs from base 1 to 1533 and encodes 510 amino acids. Gene Ontology annotation, molecular function: G protein-coupled receptor activity.